GCUCGUACCACAAAGACAUACAGACACGCCAGCUCCAAGCUCAACGGGGACAAACACACUGUUAUUUUCGCUAUGGUCCGAUCAACAACGGUUGUCCGCGCAUCUGACGCCCUCCCUCUUGCCGCUAGCGUCGAUGAUGAACAGACAGAACAAGACCUUCAGGAGCACAAGCAGCAGGCCAAACUCAUCUUCAGGCGCAUAACGCCAAACUCAGAACCUAGGUGCUCUAUUGAAAGCGGUGCUUAUACGCUACAUUACCUUCUCGUCGAUAAUGUCGUCUAUCUUACCAUAGCGGACAAGUCGUAUCCGCGUAAACUCGCCUUCUCUUACCUUGAGGAACUCCAAAAGGAGUUCGCUGUGUCAUACGGCCCUAAGGUCGACUCUGUUCGCAAGCCUUAUGCGUUUGUCGGUUUCGAUACUUUCAUGUCGAAAACUGCACGCCUCUACCGGGAUACAAGAGCCGCAAGUGCAGCAGGAGGAUCAAAUCUGGACAAGUUGAAUGACGAACUGCACGAUGUAACGAGAAUCAUGACCAAAAACAUGGAAGAACUGCUGUGGAGAGGAGACUCGUUAGACAGGAUGUCGCACCUCUCGUCGUCUCUCCGCUCCGAAUCCGAGAAAUACCGGAAAGCCGCACGGAACAUCAACGUUCAGGCGAUGCUACGACAAUACGCACCAGUUGGAGCGGUUGUGCUCCUCCUCUUCAUCUUUAUCUACUGGCGGUUCUUCUGAUGUCAUUCGAACGUGUACCCUCCGCCCGGCUCUUCCUUUCAAUAGACACAUGCAUCCAUGGACUAGGAAACUUUGAUUAUCUUAUGAUCUACCGCCAUGAAUUUACAUCGCCGAGCAAAUUCAUCUGAAAAUAUACGAAUAGC
This is a messenger RNA of Coniophora puteana RWD-64-598 SS2, 875 nucleotides long. Its product is annotated as protein transport protein Sec22. The record is from RefSeq and is a predicted model, not a curated record. The transcript is spliced from 5 exons. Gene Ontology annotation, molecular function: SNAP receptor activity. Lineage: Eukaryota; Fungi; Basidiomycota; Agaricomycetes; Boletales; Coniophoraceae. Gene Ontology annotation, biological process: retrograde vesicle-mediated transport, Golgi to endoplasmic reticulum; vesicle fusion with Golgi apparatus; endoplasmic reticulum to Golgi vesicle-mediated transport. Gene Ontology annotation, cellular component: Golgi membrane; SNARE complex; endoplasmic reticulum-Golgi intermediate compartment. The coding region runs from base 73 to 732 and encodes 219 amino acids.